Messenger RNA from Setaria italica (foxtail millet), 1640 nucleotides. RefSeq names its product B-box zinc finger protein 22. Gene Ontology annotation, biological process: photomorphogenesis; regulation of DNA-templated transcription. The transcript is spliced from 3 exons. The coding region runs from base 271 to 1266 and encodes 331 amino acids. The record is from RefSeq and is a predicted model, not a curated record. Gene Ontology annotation, cellular component: nucleus. NCBI's taxonomy places the organism in Eukaryota, Viridiplantae, Streptophyta, Magnoliopsida, Poales, Poaceae. Gene Ontology annotation, molecular function: zinc ion binding.
CUGGGCUGCCGGGCGACGUCGCCUCACCACCAUCUCCCUCUCCCUUGCCGCGAUAAUAUCUUCCCGCCCCGCUGCCGGGGACGCAGCUUCACCUCACCUCCCAACCGCCCGCGUGCGUGACGCUGACCGCUCCGGGAUCCAAGCCGACCACCGCCACCCGACAAAACCAGCUUCCUCCCCGCCCCCGCAACUAUCCACCCUCUCCUCUGCCAGCAGCUAUCCAAUCCAUUCGCCGCAGCAGCGGCGGCGCCGCCGGCGGCUGGUCGAUCGAUGAAGGUGCUCUGCUCCGCGUGCGAGGCGGCCGAGGCGCGCGUGCUCUGCUGCGCCGACGAGGCCGCCCUCUGCGCGCGCUGCGACCGCGACGUGCACGCCGCCAACCGCCUCGCCGGCAAGCACCGCCGCCUCCCGCUCCACCCGCCCGCCGCCGCCUCCGCGCCCACCUGCGACAUCUGCCAGGAGUCCCACGCCUACUUCUUCUGCGUCGAGGACCGCGCGCUGCUCUGCCGGAGCUGCGACGUAGUCGUGCACACGGCCAACGCCUUCGUCUCCGGGCACCGCAGGUUCCUCCUCACCGGCGUCCAGGUCGGCCUGCAGCCCGACGCCCAGGACCCGGAGCAGCCGCAUCCCCCGACCUCCGCCGCCUCCGCAGCACCAGCACCAGCAGCUCCCCUCCCAACGCCCCUGCCGCCGCCCGCCAAGAAGGCGCGCACCAGCCCGGCACCGCUCUACAGCGACGACGACAUCGACUGGGCGGUGGCCGGCGGUCCGGACGUCGGCAUCGCCGGGAACCUGCCGGACUGGCCGCUCGUCGACGAGCAGUUCAGCGCUCCGGUGCCGAGACCCGCGGCGGAGGCGCACGUGACCAGAACCCCGUCCAAGCGGAGCCCCCGGCGGCCACUCGCGGCGGCGUUCACCGUCCAGGGCGGCCUUGCAGGGGGCAUGCCGGACUGGCCGCUGGACGAGUUCUUCGGCUUCUCGGAGUUCAACACCGGCCUCGGCUUCACCGAAAAUGGAACGUCCAAGGCUGACAGCGGGAAGCUCGGGAGCACCGACGGGUCGCCGGCGGGCCGGUCGUCGUCGGACACGGCGCAGGACUUCUUCGGGCAGGUGCCGGAGUUCCACCACUGGUCCGUGCCGGAGCUCCCCUCCCCGCCCACGGCCUCGGGCCUCCACUGGCAGGGCGGCCCGCGCCACGGCGCCGCCGCCGCCGACACCGCCGCGGUGUCCGUGCCGGACAUCUCCGCGCCGGAGGAGAUGUUGACGUGACAAGAUAGGGAAAGAGAGGCGUCUCCUUCAGUACUGGAGUGGUGUACUGGGGUGUGUAGGCUUGCAAGAAACAAAAGAUUUGCUGGCGUGUACUUCCAUGGUGAGGAGUCAGUAGCUCGUAGGACAAGAUCGAGAGUGAGGGUUGCUUGGAGAAGAUCAGAUGAAGCAGACAGAGAUAGCACUUGUAGUUGCUAGUCGAUGAACCUGAUUAACUAGGAGAUUUCUGUGUGACUAUGUACGUUGGUUUUGUUAUCUCGAGGUGUCAGAAAAAAAAGAGUAAAGAUGAAGAAUAAAAAGGUGAAUCUGCUGGGCUGUCACGAGGGUAAUCAUGAUAAAGCUCCAAAUGACAGACACCGUGCAUCUGUUAAUUGUCA